AUGUUGUGGAUUUCAAGGUCCAUACCAGCACUGUUCUUCCUGGUAUAUUCACAAGCGGGAGAGGAAGAUGAUAUUCGAGCUGGCUGCAGUACAGCUGUUAAUGACCUGGUCUACAUCAUUGAUGGCUCUUGGAGCGUUGGAGAUGAGGACUUUGAAACAGCCAAGCGCUGGCUGGUCAAUGUCACCAGUGGCUUCGAUGUGAGCUCACACUACUCGCAAGUGGGUGUAGUACAGUACAGUGAUACCCCCAGGUUGGAGAUCCCUCUUGGUCUCCACAAGACUACUCAAGAUCUCAUUAAAGCCAUUGAAGUUAUCAACUAUCUAGGUGGCAACACGCAGACUGGCCGUGCCAUCAAGUUUGCUGUGGACCAUGUCUUUGCGUCUUCGCAACGUAGUGAGGUAAAGAACCGAAUUGCUGUGGUGGUGACAGAUGGAAAGUCACAGGACGAUGUGGUGGACGCUAGCGUGGAGGCCCGGGCGCAAGGGAUUAAAGUCUUUGCAGUGGGAGUAGGUACAGAGAUCACCACAUCAGAGCUGGUGACCAUCGCCAACAAGCCGGCAGGUGAUUAUCUGCUUUACGCAGAGGACUACACCAACAUCGACCGCAUUCGUGACUCCAUGGAGCAGAAGCUGUGCGAGGAAUCAGUAUGUCCCACACGUAUUCCUGUGGCCUCACGUGAUGAGAAAGGCUUUGAGCUGAUGUUGGGGAUGAAAAUUCAUCAGAAGGCUAAGAAGAUACAAGGCUCAUUAGUGUCAGAGACAGCCUACCUGCUAGACAAGAGCAUUGACAUUACUGAAAACACAAGGGAAAUUUUUCCAGAAGGCCUUCCUCCCUCCUAUGUGUUUGUGUCGACUCUGAGGUUGAAAGGUCCUACAAGAAGGGAAAAGUUUGACUUGUGGAGAGUGCUGUCUAAAGAUGGACUGGUUCAGGCAGCUGUCACACUAAGUGGACAGUACAAGUCUGUCAGCUUCACAACCACCAACAUGGUUAAUAAGGAACAGAUCAUUACUUUUGAUGCAAAAGGCAUUGAGAGUCUCUUUGAUGGAAGUUGGCACCAAUUGAAGGUUCUGGUUAAGCCCAAACAUGUCACCUUUUUCCUGGAUGACCAGCAGAUCCAAGAUGAGGCUCUGGAGACUGUUGUGCCCAUCUACAUCAACGGGAAGACUCAGAUUUCCAAAAGUUUUGGCUCUGACGCUACACUUCCUGCAGAAAUCCAGAAAUUGCGACUUUACUGUGACCCUCAGCAAAAUGAGAGAGAGACAGCAUGUGAAAUCUACUCUGUGGAUGAUGAAAGGUGCCCUCUGGACCGUGAGCCUGCUAAAGACAUUGAGGAGGAGUGCGACUGCAAUGAAGUUGCUCCAGGACCACCUGGUCCACCAGGACCCCCAGGACCAAGGGGUUCUCGUGGUGAAAAAGGAAAUGAAGGACCGCCGGGCCCAGAUGGUAAGCCUGGACCCCAAGGUAUUAGAGGAGAGCCUGGUGACCCAGGCAUACCUGGAGACAAGGGUGAUGCAGGUCUACCAGGGCCGAAAGGGGAUCCAGGACUAAAGGGUUGGAAAGGUGACCAGGGAGAACAAGGGUUGCCAGGGAAACCAGGCCCACCAGGACCCAUGGGUGUAUCACGACCAAACAUCGGUAACGUUGGAUUGCCAGGAAAAAAGGGAGAGCAGGGGGAGAAGGGAGAACAAGGACCUCCUGGACUGCCUGGUCCAAUGGGAGAACCUGGGCUUCCUGGCAGUGAAGGAUCUGCUGGCUCUGCUGGACCAAAGGGAGACAAAGGAGACAUUGGGUUGCCAGGUGCAGAUGGACCACAAGGAGUGCCAGGAAUUCGUGGUCUUCCUGGUGAGGCAGGGCCAGAUGGAUCACAGGGGUUAAGAGGAGCACCUGGCCAGAAAGGACCACCUGGGCCAAAAGGACCUUCAGGCACACCAGGGCCGGUGGGGUCCCCUGGAGCAGACGGACUUGUCGGCCCUAAGGGUGAUCCAGGAGAAAAAGGAGCUCAAGGCGCUCCUGGGACACCAGGUCAAGAUGGUGCACAGGGUGAGCCGGGGUUUCCAGGGGUUCAAGGUGCUAUGGGCCUUCCUGGAUUUAAAGGACACAAGGGGGAGAGAGGAGAAUCUGGUUCCAAAGGCAUUCAGGGUGAGAAAGGCAGCAAGGGGGUGCCUGGAAUACCUGGCCUUACAGGUGAAGUCGGACCCAGGGGUAGCAAAGGAGAGAAAGGUAUUCCGGGCGAGACUGGGGUCAAAGGUCCUGAUGGAAAGAAGGGAGAAAUAGGACAUAUUGGCACAGUCGGACCUCGUGGAUUUCCUGGUCAGGAUGGGUCACCAGGGCAACCUGGCAUUCCAGGCUUUCCUGGGAAACCUGGAAAGCCUCCCUCAGAGGAGUACCUAAUAAAACUCUGUGGAGACAUUCUGAGAAAUCAGCUACCUCAGCUCUUGCAAAUGAUGAGUCCUCCACGCUGUGAAACUUGUGAGACUGUUAAAGGACCGCCGGGACAGCCUGGAGCUCCAGGGCCUAAAGGUUCCAAUGGGCCCCCUGGUUAUCCUGGUACACCUGGCACUCAGGGCUACCCAGGGCCCCUGGGCAUCCAAGGACCCCCAGGAGUCAAAGGGGACAUGGGCCCACGUGGAUUUAAGGGCAAUAAAGGAGAGAGCAGGCCAGGACAUCCAGGGCCUCCUGGAGACACAGGGAUCCAGGGCCCCCACGGCAGUGAUGGCAUUGGUAUUCCGGGUCCUCCAGGAAUACCAGGUAAAUCCGGGACUCCAGGCAUUCCGGGGAAGCAAGGUCUUCCUGGGCCAGCCGGCGUGUGUGACAUGUCCAUCUGCUACCAAGCCUAUAACCUCAGGGAUGAACGCUACAGUAAAGGGCCUGAUUUCUAACAUACACAUACUAGGAUGAACACAUGGGCUCAGCUCUCACACUGCCAGAAGUGCCUCAACCAAUCCAGAGGAUUUACUAACAUGGCUUAGUACAGGACAUUGUCUGUCCAAUGUGUAUCAGUGGUGUUUAGAUCAAUUUAAAUAAUUUAAAGAAGUGCCAACACCAUUAAUGGAACAUAUCAUCUGGGAACAACUAGGGUACAAAGGCAGUAUGUGAAAUAAUACAGCAAGAAAAGUACUGUGGAUGGAUGUGAAUAUUUACUUUUUCACACUAUUACUUUUUAAUACUAAUUAAUUAUAGGAACAAUAUCAGAAGUAGUACAACAAAAUAAUGUGCUUAAUUAUGAAAACCUUGUAAUAAAAUAAAUAUAUUGUUGUCAAAAAGGUACUUUUGCAGCAUGACAAUGCACUGUACAUCUGCAAUAAUAAAAGUGUUUGGUUGUUGAAGAUGUAAAAGAAUAAGUGCAUUCAGGGACAGGAAUUUAGAAAUACUGGGUAUAGGCUUUAUACGUUUUUGUUUGUGUUGGGCACGAAAUUGCCCUUAAAUUUGAUUUUUCUGAUUGGCCAUUUUUUGAAGAAAAGAUUCAACAGCCAUCUUCAUUUCUGAUUGAAUUUAAUUAUUAACUGUACUUUAAAUAUCUGGCAGUGUCGAUUAAAUAAUACAUAUAUUUUUUAAGUAUUGACAUAUUUUAUUAUUAUUAUUUGCAAUGCCUGAAGGGGAAAAAAAUCCAUGCUUUCCUCACUGAGUUUUAUUCCAAGACAUAAAAUAAAUUUGAACCAUUAAACCAAAACUACAGUAUUUAUUCCAUUUUGUGUAUUCAGUGACUCGUGAAUUUAUUCUUAUCUCUUGGCAGUGUAAAAAAAUCAAGCUGUGAGUGAUAAAAAAAUAAAAAAAAGGUUGAUAGAUAUAAUUAUUCUAAAUAGCCUUUAAGUGUUGUGAAUGCAUACAAUCUUCUAACUUGUUAAAUAAAGAUUUUUUUUUUUUUUUCAAUAAAAACUUUCAUCCUUUAAAUGGUUAUAAUAUCAUAUUUUUAUCUCAACUUCUCUUAUGUUAUCUUUUGUUAGACCAUUCUUAAGUAUUGAUCUACAUCUUUGCUUUGGUGUUUUAUUCAUAUAUUGUAUUUCCAUACAUUUUAACACAUUAGUUUUAAACACUCUAUUGUUUUAAAGGCCUGUGCUGUCAGAAGCUAAGAACAAAAGCAGAAAUCUCAAAUGACAGUAAAACACAAUAAAAAUAAACAAAUAAAUAAAUAAAUAAACAUUCCACAUUUAUAUUCUUGUUGCUGUUACUGAAAGCUGCAUUGAUUCUGACUAUAGUUUUGUAAAUCAGGUAAAUUAUGCAGAUUAUGACUAAUUUAUCUCUGAGUUGCCUAAGAGCUCUAUUAUUUGCUGUAAG
Molecule: messenger RNA, 4276 nt
Organism: Myxocyprinus asiaticus (Chinese sucker)
Lineage: Eukaryota; Metazoa; Chordata; Actinopteri; Cypriniformes; Catostomidae
Product: collagen alpha-1(XXI) chain
Exons: 29
Coding region: 1-2880 (959 amino acids)
Source: RefSeq, a predicted model, not a curated record